Molecule: messenger RNA, 2631 nt
Organism: Egretta garzetta (little egret)
Lineage: Eukaryota; Metazoa; Chordata; Aves; Pelecaniformes; Ardeidae
Gene: KLHL7
Product: kelch like family member 7
Exons: 10
Coding region: 55-1671 (538 amino acids)
Molecular function (GO): protein binding
Source: RefSeq, a predicted model, not a curated record
UGUUUGUCUCUUUUUUUUCCUCUGAUUUAGAAAACUCUAUGUGAUGUCAUUCUUAUGGUUCAAGAGAGAAAGAUCCCAGCUCACCGUGUUGUGCUUGCUUCAGCCAGUCAUUUUUUUAACUUGAUGUUUACUACAAAUAUGCUUGAAUCAAAGUCCUUCGAAGUGGAGCUAAAAGAUGCAGAACCUGACAUUAUUGAACAGCUCGUGGAGUUUGCUUAUACCGCAAGAAUCUCAGUUAACAGCAAUAAUGUCCAGUCUUUACUAGAUGCAGCAAACCAGUAUCAGAUCGAGCCUGUGAAAAAAAUGUGUGUGGACUUCUUAAAAGAACAAGUUGAUGCUUCCAAUUGUCUUGGUAUAAGUGUUUUAGCAGAAUGCCUAGACUGUCCCGAACUGAAAGCCACUGCAGAUGACUUUAUCCAUCAGCAUUUCACUGAAGUUUACAAGACAGAUGAGUUUCUUCAGCUUGAUGUUAAGCGUGUGACGCAUCUCUUGAACCAAGAUACGUUGACAGUGAGGGCAGAAGACCAGGUUUAUGAUGCAGCAGUCAGAUGGCUGAAGUAUGAUGAGCCAAAUCGCCAGCCAUACAUGGUUGAUAUUCUUGCUAAAGUCCGUUUUCCUCUUAUAUCGAAGAACUUCUUAAGUAAAACAGUUCAGGCUGAACCACUUAUUCAGGAUAACCCAGAAUGCCUUAAAAUGGUGAUCAGUGGGAUGCGAUACCAUCUACUGUCCCCAGAAGACAGAGAAGAGUUAGUGGAAGGUACGCGACCAAGAAGAAAAAAACAUGAUUAUCGCAUUGCUUUGUUUGGAGGCUCACAGCCCCAGUCCUGCAGAUAUUUUAAUCCAAAGGAUUACAGCUGGACAGACAUCCGAUGUCCCUUUGAAAAGCGCAGGGAUGCAGCUUGUGUCUUCUGGGACAACGUAGUUUAUAUUUUGGGUGGUUCCCAGCUCUUCCCUAUAAAGCGAAUGGACUGCUACAAUGUGGUGAAGGAUAGCUGGUAUUCCAAGCUAGGACCUCCAACACCUCGAGAUAGCCUUGCAGCCUGUGCUGCUGAGGGCAAAAUUUAUACAUCUGGUGGUUCAGAAGUGGGAAAUUCUGCACUGUAUUUAUUUGAAUGCUAUGACACAAGAACAGAAAGCUGGCACACAAAGCCCAGUAUGCUCACUCAGCGAUGCAGCCAUGGAAUGGUAGAGGCAAAUGGUCUCAUUUACGUAUGUGGAGGAAGCCUGGGAAACAAUGUUUCUGGAAGAGUCCUAAAUUCCUGUGAAGUUUAUGAUCCAGCCACUGAAACGUGGACUGAGCUGUGUCCAAUGAUUGAAGCCAGGAAGAAUCAUGGGCUGGUGUUUGUAAAGGACAAAAUAUUUGCUGUGGGUGGACAAAAUGGCUUAGGUGGCCUUGAUAAUGUAGAAUAUUACGAUAUCAAGAUGAAUGAAUGGAAGAUGGUGUCUCCAAUGCCAUGGAAAGGUGUAACAGUGAAGUGUGCUGCUGUGGGAUCUAUAGUCUAUGUCCUGGCUGGUUUUCAGGGUGUUGGUCGAUUAGGGCACAUUCUUGAAUAUAAUACUGAAACAGACAAGUGGAUAGCCAACUCCAAAGUCCGUGCUUUCCCAGUGACAAGUUGUUUAAUCUGUGUUGUAGACACUUGUGGGGCAAAUGAAGAAACUUUAGAGGCCUGAAGACCUGUAGGAGACGCUGAGACAUUCUUCAAGGACUUGGGGAAAGAUAGGCUAUUGGUGCUUUGCUUCCAUGUUUUACUGAAUCUUGUUAAACUGAAUAAUAGGAAAAACUGAGAUGCAGUCUUUCAAUUUGUAUAUACAGCAUAUUGUAUGACAUGGAUUUUUUCAUGCCCAUUUUCUUGUCUGUUUUAAGAGAUGGGGAUGUGUUUUGAGAAUCCACUUACCUAGCUGAGAUCAUGUGGCAUCUUCCUUUAAAAGGACUCUGUGUGUGGCCUUGUCAAAAAUAGACCCAAUCCAGUUCUUUAGAAGAAAUCAGAGCGUUUGAUGAAGAUAAGAUUUCUGGUUAAAUGACACUUUACUGAGCUCAGUUGGCAGAGAUUCUUCAUUUAAUAAAGGUGAGUAAAUGCAGCUUGGGUCAUGAGACAUGUGAGCAAAAAAAUUUUCUCAUUUAUACCUACCUGCAGAAAUCUUACCAGGAUGCAACGAGGAUUUUCCUCAGGGAAGACCAAGGACAGCAGUAUAAUAAAGAUUCCCAUGGCGAAUGGGGAUAGGCUGUACAGCUCUCUAGGUUACGACAGCUGCCCUCUUCCAGUGACUUUCUUCCGUCAUUUGCAUGACUGCGUUAUCAAUUUUUAAAGUUAGACAGGCCAUCUAUAGAAAUUAGAGAAACACUUUGCUGAUGACAUCUGUGGCAUUUUGGGGAGCUUUAGGGGAAUGGUGGGGAAAGUCCACAAUAAUUGUGCACUAUAAUUAGCAAGUUGGAAACUUGGGAUUAAUUUUCAAUAUAUCUUCCCAGGCAUCAGACUGUCCAUACUGUGGAUGCCAAACCAUUAGCAAAGAUACGGGAAUAGGAAUGGUAAAGCAAAGUCAAUACAACAAAUGUAUUGAUUUUUCUUCUUGAAAAUGACUGUUUUUAAAAUGACAUGAACCAAGUCAUUAAAGAUACUUUAUAGAAGUCUU